UUGGCAAGAUGGUGGCGCGUAGGAGAAAGCGUGCGGCUAGGGACCUUGAGGCGGGCGUUCCGAGCCCACCCGGCUACUACGCCAUUCCGAUCAAGUUCUCAGCAAAGCAGCGAGCUUCUCAUUACCUUUAUGUGAGAGAACACAGAGUUCGAGAAGGCACGCAGUCUACAUGGCCUCAGAAGCGCACCCUUUUUGUCCUCAAUGUGCCGCCAUACUGCAACGAGGAGUGCCUGACUCGUCUGCUGUCCCCCUGUGGCACUGUCCAGUCUGUGGAGUUGCAGGAGAAGCCGGACCUUGCUGAGAGCGCAAAGGAACCCAAGUCUAAGUUUUUUCACCCUACGCCCAUUCCGGGAUUCCAAGUAGCCUACGUGGUGUUCCAGAAGCCAAGUGGAGUGUCGGCCGCCUUGACCCUGAAGGGCCCUUUGCUGGUCUCUACGGAGAGUCACCCUGUGAAGAGUGGCAUUCAUAAGUGGAUCAGUGACUAUGCAGAUUCAGUGACUGACCCUGAGGCCCUGAGAGUUGAGGUGGACACAUUCAUGGAGGCCUACGAUCAGAAGAUUGCUGCGGAGGAGGAGAAGGCCAAGGAGGAGGAGGGAGUCCCUGAUGAGGAGGGCUGGGUGAAGGUGACCCGCCGGGGUCGGCGGCCUGUGCUUCCACGAACUGAGGCAGCCAGCCUGCGRGUGCUGGAGAAGGAGAAACGGAAGCGUGCACGCAAGGAGCUGCUCAACUUCUAUGCCUGGCAGCAUCGGGAGACCAAGAUGGAGCACCUUGCACAGCUGCGCAAGAAGUUCGAAGAGGACAAGCAGAGGAUUGAGCUGAUGCGGGCCCAGCGCAAAUUCCGACCCUACUGAGCCUGCCAGGCUGUGACCCGGAGUACAGGGCCUGGCCAGUGAGGACACGGGGCCUGCUGGCCUGAGAUUGUGCUCUGUAAAGCAAGACAGUAGGCCAAAGGGCCACUGUGUCCUGYGGCCUGGCCCCAUCAGGUCUGCAUGGGCUGGAAGCAAAGGACAGGCUCACCCCGGGUCCCUGUGCUGAAGCAUGUUGGAGCACAGCAGGAAGAUGUGGCCCUCAGAAGUGGUUCCUGCC
This is a messenger RNA of Urocitellus parryii (Arctic ground squirrel), 1086 nucleotides long. It is a transcript of the gene Rrp7a, whose product is annotated as ribosomal RNA processing 7 homolog A. The record is from RefSeq and is a predicted model, not a curated record. Gene Ontology annotation, biological process: rRNA processing; ribosomal small subunit assembly. Gene Ontology annotation, cellular component: UTP-C complex; CURI complex. Lineage: Eukaryota; Metazoa; Chordata; Mammalia; Rodentia; Sciuridae. Gene Ontology annotation, molecular function: nucleic acid binding.